This is a messenger RNA of Dermatophagoides pteronyssinus (European house dust mite), 1373 nucleotides long. Its product is annotated as mitochondrial glutathione transporter SLC25A40-like. Gene Ontology annotation, cellular component: mitochondrion. The record is from RefSeq and is a predicted model, not a curated record. NCBI's taxonomy places the organism in Eukaryota, Metazoa, Arthropoda, Arachnida, Sarcoptiformes, Pyroglyphidae. Gene Ontology annotation, biological process: mitochondrial transmembrane transport.
GAUCGAUGAUAAUAAUAAUAUUCAGCAUGAGCUCAUAUUACAAGUGUUUUUGUUGUCUAUAGGUUUUUCAUUCAUUUAUAAAUUAGGAUAAUUCAAUUCUUUGUCCGGGUGACAAUGUCGACUAUAAAUAAAACAAAAUUAUCAGAUGUAAAGAUAACACCUGUCCAACAGAUGAUUUCAUCAUGUACCGGUUCAUUUCUGACAUCAAUUUUAGUUACACCAUUGGAUGUAGUAAAAAUACGUUUACAAGCACAGCAAAAAGAAUUUAUGAAAAAUAAAUGUUUUGUUUAUUGUAAUGGUUUGAUGGAUCAUGUUUGUUAUUGUUUAACAAAUGGUGGUAACAACAACAUCAACAACAACAACAAUAAUUCAAAAUUUAACGAUAAACAAAUUCAUGAUCUUUGGUAUCGACGACCAAAUUAUUUUAAUGGAACAAUGGAUGGAUUGAUCAAAAUUGCCCGUCAUGAAGGUAUCACAUCAUUAUGGAGUGGAUUGCCACCAACUUUAAUAAUGGCCGUUCCAGCAACUGUAAUGUAUUUUACCAUUUAUGAUCAACUACGUGAUAGACUUCGAAAAAAAUUUCAACAACAAACACAAAUUGAUAGUUUGGGAAAUUUACUAAUUCCAGCAAUGGCCGGUGGUUCAGCACGUAUGGUUGCUGCAACAGUAAUUUCACCAUUAGAAAUGAUACGAACAAAAAUGCAAUCACAAAAAUUAAGUUAUCAUGAAAUUCAUUUAGCCAUACGAAAAUUAAUACGUUCGGAAGGUAUAUUUCGUUUAUGGAAUGGUUUGAAUGCAACAUUACUUCGUGAUGUACCAUUUUCAAUAAUUUAUUGGUUAAAUUAUGAAAAUAUUAAACAUUUUCUAUUAAUCAAUGUCAAUAAUCGAAUUGAUGUGGAUGAUUUUGAUUUUGGUAUAAGUUUUUUUUCCGGUGCAAUUUCUGGUUCAAUUGCUGCAACAAUCACCUUACCAUUCGAUGUUGUUAAAACACAUAGACAAAUUGAAUUAGGUAAUCAAUUAAUUAAUGAUAAUAAUAAUUCAUCAUCGAAAAAAACUAAAGAUAUAUUGAAGAAAAUCUAUCAAGAACAUGGUUAUCGUGGCCUGUUUACCGGUAUUGUACCAAGAUUAAUAAGAGUUGCACCUGCAUGUGCCAUCAUGAUUAGUUCAUAUGAAGCGGGUAAGAAUUUUUUUCGACAUUAUAAUUAUUCAAAAAUGAUUGAACAACAACAGCAACAACUUGAAUCAACAACAAAGAUAACAAAUCAAUUUUAAUUACAUCAAUUCUAUCAAAGUCAUCGAUAAUCGAUGAUCGAUGAUCGAUGACCUAGUCAAAUAACAAAUUUUCCAUUUUGUAUCUAUAAAUUUUCUAUGUA